Hipposideros armiger (great roundleaf bat) is the source of this 4464-nucleotide messenger RNA. It is a transcript of the gene PIGK, whose product is annotated as phosphatidylinositol glycan anchor biosynthesis class K. Gene Ontology annotation, cellular component: GPI-anchor transamidase complex. The transcript has 11 exons. Lineage: Eukaryota; Metazoa; Chordata; Mammalia; Chiroptera; Hipposideridae. The record is from RefSeq and is a predicted model, not a curated record. Gene Ontology annotation, biological process: attachment of GPI anchor to protein; proteolysis. The coding region runs from base 31 to 1218 and encodes 395 amino acids. Gene Ontology annotation, molecular function: GPI-anchor transamidase activity.
UCCAGGUUGGGGAGACUGAAGCCGGCAAACAUGGUCGCUUCCUGCUUUCUCAGCCAGGGUGUGACUGCACUGGCCGGCUUGUUGCUCUUGUCCUUCGGCAGCUUGGCCACUAGUCAGAUCGAGGAUCAAGCAGAGCAGUUCUUUAGAAGUGGCCACACAAACAACUGGGCUGUUUUGGUGUGUACAUCCCGAUUCUGGUUUAAUUAUCGACAUGUUGCAAACACUCUUUCUGUUUAUAGAAGUGUGAAGAGGCUAGGUAUCCCUGACAGUCACAUUGUUCUGAUGCUUGCAGAUGAUAUGGCAUGCAACCCUAGGAAUCCCAAACCAGCUACGGUGUUUAGUCACAAGAAUAUGGAACUAAAUGUCUAUGGAGAUGAUGUGGAAGUAGAUUAUAGAAGUUAUGAGGUAACUGUGGAGAAUUUUUUACGGGUAUUAACUGGGAGGAUCCCACCCAGUACUCCUCGGUCAAAACGUCUUCUUUCUGAUGAUAGGAGCAAUAUUCUUAUUUAUAUGACAGGACAUGGUGGAAAUGGUUUCUUGAAAUUUCAAGAUUCUGAAGAAAUUACCAACAUAGAACUUGCAGAUGCUUUUGAACAAAUGUGGCAGAAAAGACGCUACAAUGAGCUACUGUUUAUUAUUGAUACUUGUCAAGGAGCAUCCAUGUAUGAGCGAUUUUAUUCCCCCAACAUAAUGGCGUUAGCCAGUAGCCAAGUGGGAGAAGAUUCACUCUCGCAUCAACCUGAUCCUGCAAUUGGAGUUCACCUUAUGGAUAGAUACACAUUUUAUGUCUUGGAAUUUUUGGAAGAAAUUAAUCCAGCUAGUCAAACUAAUAUGAAUGACCUUUUUCAGGUAUGUCCCAAAAGUCUCUGUGUGUCUACUCCUGGACAUCGCACUGAUCUUUUUCAGAGGGAUCCUAAAAACGUCCUGAUAACUGAUUUCUUUGGAAGUGUACGGAAAGUGGAAAUUACAACAGAGACUAUUAGUUUGCAACCGGAUUUAGGAACCAUAGAAAGCAGCUAUAAGGAAGACCGGAUGGAUGGGGGUCUAAUGGAACCACUGAAAUACGCUGAACAACUUCCUGUAGCUCAGAUAAUACACCAGAAACCAAAGCUGAAGGAUUGGCAUCCUCCUGGGGGUUUUAUCCUGGGAUUGUGGGCACUCAUUAUCAUGGUUUUCUUCAAAACUUACGGAAUCAAGCACAUGAAGUUCAUUUUCUAGACGUGGUGGUGUAUGAAGAAGACUGCAUGGAAGACUACAGUCUUGGAUAAAAAUCUAUGUCAUUACAUCUUUUUAAAAAUGCAUUGCUCUUGUAUGAAUUGGCAAAAAAGUAUAAGGAAACUAAAUUUGAUGAACUUGUUUUAUAACUUAAAAAAUAAUUGUUAAUGCAAGUGCUAAAUGGCACUAAAUAUAUUUUGGUUUUUCCUUUUGUGUGUUAUUAAAAAAGAUGGGACAAAGAGAUCAGAAUAUACUCAUUAACUGUUUUUGAAAAUAAGAAUUUCCCCUUAUUCCUCUUUCAUUUGGAAAAGAAAAAAAUGUGAAGACAUUCAGUUCUCACUAGCAGAGGUAACUUCUGUUAGUAUUUUUGUGUAUGUUCUUCCAGCCUUUUUUUCUGUGUACUUAUUUUUUUUCUAAAGUAGAGAUCAUAUAGAAUAUGCCAUUUUGUCACUCACUUUUCAUUUUACAAUAUGUCAUCAACCCUUCCUUUCCUUGGAUAUUCUUGAAGAACACAUCGGGAAUAGCUGCAGUGUACCCAUUUUAUUACUGUACUGUAGUUUAUUUAACUAUUUUCUACUGCCGGACCACUAACUUUGUUCGGAAAAUUUUCCUUUGUUUUAUUCAUUAAUGUGUGAAAAUUGUACUGUCAGUCACUCAUGGAAUUCUGCAGCUUUAAUUAUAAGUCAACGUGAAAAUUAGUUUCCUAAUCUGUGGUACUGACAGUCCCCAGGACCGCAUUUGCUUGUCAACUUAUUUGCACAAUUUAAGAUUUGGGAAUUUCACAUAUUGACUGCUCAAGAGAAACAAACCCCAUCCAUCAUUCUUCAUUUCUAAGUAUUCUGUGAUUCCCUAGAAUCAAUCAUCCCCUCUGCAGUUUCCAAGUUGAAAGAGACAUUGUUUCACUCUGUUUAAGGUAAACUUGCCCACUGGCUGGAUCUACACUUUUCCUGAGACAACCUCAUAAAGUGACUGGAUGGAAAACUCACACUUAAGGCCCUGCCUUCACGUCUGACUGAUGUAUCACAUAAGUCAGUAAAUAAGCCCCUUUUCUGGUCACUGACAAGAUGCAAGAGCUCAUGUUGCCAUCAUUGAUUCUUUAGCUUACCAGUCAUCUUUGCACCUUUCUCAUAACCAGAAAUACUAUUGAGAUUGUGCUUUGCUAUCAGCCUCAGGUAUUGUUUUUUCACAUGUGGGGGGGAAAAACCUGAAAGUUGAGUAUUCAUGUCCCAAAGGAUACCUUUUUGUAUUUUAUCUGUUUUAUCCAAGAACUUAUGUAUUGAUCUUCCUUCAUUAUAAAGAAUUGUUGUGUAAUUGUAGGUAACAUUAAGAAGACAACUCUUCCUCCACAAUAAACCCCCUAAAAUUAAUACACCUUAGGGUUUGUUUUCCUUUUAGCACUUAAAUAUUCUCCUUUAAUUACAUGCCAAAUGGUCGGGCUUUUCACAGGCAGAGGAUUAACUGUGUUAACUCCCAGGUUAGAGCAAAUAAUACUGAGGCUUUUUGCCAGCUCUGAAUCUUCAUUUUAAUUGAUCUUUUGAAGGAAGGAAAUGAAGAAGGAAAAUUUUUAUCUGAUUAUGGAGAAGGAUCCUUGUGUACAUAGAAAGACAGAAAAACAAACUUAAAUUUGAAUAGCUGGAUUAUAGAAGUGCUCAGAGAUAAAGAAAAUACCGCCACCAAACGCUUAACACAAGGUCACCAGCACCGUGGUGGGGCAGAGCUGCUCAGAGUGGUAAAGGAGAUAGAACUGUUCUUGAUAAUUUAGUUUGAAUAUAAUGAAAUAUACCCUGAUGGUAAAGGCUGCCGGAAGGUAAAAGGAUUCCUCUUCAGAGGUUGUGCUGAGGUGCCCUUCUUAGUUAAAACCAAACUGGGAAAAGCAGUACCGGAUAUAAUAUACAGGAUUAAUUUUGCCCAGGCAGAGUUUCAAAGGGCAGUUGUAUCUCUUUCUGUUUCAUUAUUGAAUUUUCAGAAUAUAGUUAAAGCAAAAAGCUUAAAGUAUGUUAAAUGUUUAGCUCGUAAAUGUAAUCUUCUUACAUAAAGUAUAUUCCAACUUUAAUAAUAAGUACAUCCUCUGCUUAUGGUAAGUGGGUAAUAUUGUAGGUGUAUUUAAAUGGCCCAGCCUUUAAAUGACAACAUGAAAGCACUUCCUAAAAUAUAUUCUAUUUGAGUCAAAGACCUGAGCAACAAAAAGGUAUUUUGGGUUUUUUUUUGGUCUUUCUCAUGGCAUUGUUGUGAGGAUCAGAUGAGAUCAUGUUAUGACAACACUUUGGCAAUUGUAACUAUAUGGUGAUGUCCUUCAGGGAGGAAAGGAAUAUAGAUAAAUGGAUUCUAGCAGACAUGUCCUGACCUUUUAGGGGAGGGACAGGGUAUAAUAAUGCCAUUCUGCAAAGGUAGUCUGCAUGAGAAAAAGAAAGCAAGUGAUACGGAUUUUAAAAUUACGAUAGACAUUCGUUUGCAGUUUAUGAAAGGCAAAUGUAGUUUGGAUGCAAAGCUGAUUAAAUUGGAUCAAGAAAAAUUCGAAUUAAAUCCAUAAAAUAAUGCAUGCAUUUAUGUUUUCAAUUUUUAUAUAUCCUCAGCUAGUUGAAAAUGAUAAUUCCCACAACAAGCAUAACUCAGCUUGUUUCUGCUUACCGAGUAUUUUCUACCAUGGUAUAUGUGGAUAACAUUUCUUCCAUUAUGUAUGUGGUAUAGCAGAGUUACAGUUACUGUGGGAAUCAUAAUUUGAAUUUUUGACUCAUGUGUUUCUGUAAUCUUUACAACAAAUGUUGCAUUAGCAUAGAGCCUUUUUCCAUUGGUUUUACCAAAAUCAAAUCCAUCUGUAGCAGAUACUGUUUUAACUUGUGAAAGAAAUAUUUUAUAAACAUACCACAAGGUAUGGCUGUAAAAUAAUGAGACCAGUAUCCAUUUUUGCUUUAUGGAAUCAGCCUCAUUAUUUCAUUGUCACAUCUAUCCGAAGGCAUUUAUCACAAAGAAAGUGUCUCCCGCAUCGCCGUUCUGUUGCUGGCUGCCCAAUCUGCAUGUGUACCUGCUAUAAACAUGAGCCUUUCAGUUCAUGGGCAGCACACCAUGGUAGCCAACCAGUCUUUUUCCUUUUAUUUUGUUUUAGUGCACAAAGUUUACCCUUUUAGAAAUGUGCUAUAAAAUAUUUGGUUUAAUAUAUAAUAUGUAACUAUGUAGACCCUUGAAUAAUGGGAUCGAUCUAGAUGAAGGUGUGACCAGAAAACCAGUUAUUAAAAAUUCAUGGACUUUAAA